Fusarium falciforme is the source of this 2022-nucleotide messenger RNA. RefSeq names its product Zn(2)-C6 fungal-type domain-containing protein. NCBI's taxonomy places the organism in Eukaryota, Fungi, Ascomycota, Sordariomycetes, Hypocreales, Nectriaceae. Gene Ontology annotation, cellular component: nucleus. The record is from RefSeq and is a predicted model, not a curated record. The coding region runs from base 1 to 2022 and encodes 673 amino acids. Gene Ontology annotation, biological process: positive regulation of transcription by RNA polymerase II. Gene Ontology annotation, molecular function: DNA-binding transcription factor activity; transcription cis-regulatory region binding. The transcript is spliced from 3 exons.
AUGCAUGCGAGAUCGGCCAAGAAGCCCAGGGGGUCUUAUUCCUACGGCGGAUGUCAACGGUCCCAGGUUUCGAUGAGCACAGAGUUGAGGUCAACUUUCUCAAACAAGACUAUUGAUGAGUCUUUGUCAACUCUGGAGGCCAAGUCCAGAGAUACUGGUACACCCAACGAUGAGGCAGUCACGAUAGGUCCCUUUGGCGUGUUCAGCGUCGAGAGCAACACGACGACUUCAACUCCCGUUUCUGAUAUCACGACAAAGUACAAUUCAGAGGCCCAAGCGAAACAGCCUAACACUCCGGAAAACGCAGUUAGCCUCAGUCAUCAGCCCCUGUUAGCCGUGGACUCGAUGCUUAACACAGAUAAUCUCCUCGACUGGACGGAUCUGUUCGACCUGGACUCAAGCCCAUCUUGGUUUCCUGCUGAGUCUACAAUUGACAUUGAUGCUCUAAACGAACUUCCACAUACAGCUGCACUCCCUUCUUUCAAUAGUGACGCAAGCUGGGAAGGUGUGCAUCUGUCAAAUUUAGGCAUCAACUCUCUCGCUCCCUUGAAGCCCAAGACACCAAGGAUCGCCUUCUCAGAGUUGGUCACGGUUGAAGAUGCUCAGAUGCUGCUGAAGCACUAUAGCGACUGCAUGAUAACACAUAUAUGGUCUCUACCUCUUGGACAAAAAUCAUCCAUGGAUAUUCAUAUCGAUGCAGCAGUAACGACGCUGGCGAGACUAACCUUUAUCGCAAUCCGGCCCGUCUCCCAUGCCUCACUCUCUCACUUAUACGCUGUACUGGCAUUGUCUUCUAUGCACUUGGCGAAUGGGAAAAAGGAGAAAGAUGCAGAAUACUGGCAAAAGUUUGCUGAACGCCUUAACAAGGAGGCCCAGGAGACCCUGAGGUACUCGCUCCAGCAUGAAGUUUCCCCCAAAGCUGCGAAAUACAAGGACAUGUUACUCUCGAUCUCUUCCAUUCUAUCGUUUGCUAUCCUCUUCGAUAGACAGAAAGACGUAAAAUCCUAUCUUCUUGGGUCCGAGAAACUCGUUAGAACCUGUGGAUUAGCCAAGAAGAAGAUUUCUCGAAAGAUUAGUUAUCUUCACCACACCUACACCUGGUGCAAGAUUGUUGGUGAGAGCACAUACGUCUUACCAAACCCGGGCAACGCCGAUCCAGCUCUGGAUAUCUCUACCAAAGAUCAAGCACCUUGGAAGGAAACGCCAGGUAUAUUCUCUCAGAUUCCAUACACUGAUAAUCGUCAAUAUUGUUACAACACACGACUCGACGACUUUCUGGGACUCGAGCCGUUUCAGCAAGAGAUGGAUGCGGAAACGAUAUACUCCAGGGAGGGCGAGUCACCAUUGGAUUACAUUCCAUCAGAGGGCAGCCCUGGCAAAUCAGACUCGACACUUCGAUUUCUCUAUGGAGUAUCCGAGACCUGGCUGAGUCUUGUCUCGCAGACAACUCGGCUGGCUAACUAUAUGGAGAGAAUCUCUCAGUCCCGGGAAAAGCCUGACACUGCUUCUUUGGAAUCCCUGGAGAGUCACAAGAAGCACCUCGAGAACUUGGUCUGGACUUUUACGCAUAGCAACCCAUCACAGGUCGAGGAUUUGAACGACGCCUCUGAGAGUACCCCCCGAGCACAUCUCGUGAGGGCACUAAAUUAUGCCUUGAUCAUCUUCUUCUACCGUCGAAUUAAAGAAGUGAAUCCCGGUAUCCUUCAACAGCAUGUGGAUAACAUUGUCCGAGCUUUACAGGAGUUUGAUGCCGCCUGUGAGAGAGACGGCAUUGACGGUCCCGGCUCACCGUGGCCCGCGUACCUGGCUGGCUGCGAAGCGAUGGGUAGCUCUCAGAGGGAAUAUCUGUCGGGCUGGCUACAAAAGUCGUUUGAUAAAACUGGUUUUACGAGGUUCAGGACAAUCAUUUCUUGCAUGCAUGAGGUUUGGAGGCGCCAGGAAGAGGCGCUGGAGACAGGGAGACAGGAUUGGACUUGGGUUCAUGUUUCAAAAGAACAGAACUUGUAUGUCAUGUUGUGCUAA